Penicillium olsonii is the source of this 1572-nucleotide messenger RNA. The record is from the annotation of a GenBank genome assembly. NCBI's taxonomy places the organism in Eukaryota, Fungi, Ascomycota, Eurotiomycetes, Eurotiales, Aspergillaceae.
AUGAUUGCAGACACAGCUCGUCCCGAGAACACGGGAGAGUUCAUGGCAUAUGGAUCUAUUUCAUUCACCUGGGGGAUGUUGAUGGGGCCUGUGUUUGGUGGCUUGCUGUAUGAUCACUUUGGCUCUGUCGGCGCAUUUGGGUUGCCGAUAGCGAUGUUGGCAGUUGACAUUAUCCUACGGGUUUUGAUCAUUGAGAGAGACAAUACAUCAGUCUGCAGCACGGUCGUGGAAUCUCCACGUGAAACAGAUGCUCCAGCUGUCUCGCAGACAGACGAAGAGAGCCCCUUGCUUGCAGCUUCGCACUCUCGCGGAGCCUCACUUUCUCUUCGAAACUUUCUCGAUACUCGCCUGGCAACGGCGAUGCUAGUCGAGGUUACGAUCUCAUCUGUUAUCUCAGUUUUCGAAACGACUUUACCCCUGUAUACGAUUGAAACUUACCAGUGGAGUCCCACAAACUCCGGGCUCGUGUUUCUGGGAUUGACGCUCCCUAGCUUCUUCAGCAUUCCUCUAGCCCGAUAUACCACCGAUCAUGGCUGGGACCGCCGUAAGAUCGUUGCGUUCGAACUCGUGCUAUGUUCGCUUCCGAUGGUAGGGCUCAAGUGGACUGAGGGAAAAUCGCUACAGCAAGAACUCCUGUUCGUUGUAUUGAUCUGCUUUGUGGGCUUGUUUUUGACUACCUGUCAAGCGCAGAUUCUGGCUGAAGUCUCCGAAUCGGUGCGCCAGAUCGAGGUAAGAAAUGGGGUUGACUCGGACAAGAGUAGUGGAAUGGGCACCGGCUUUGCCUUCUGCAAUAUGGCAAUCGCGACUGGGCAAUUUAUCGGACCUCUCAUGGCUGGUGUGGCUCGAAUUGGACUCGGAUGGAGUACUAUGACCAUCAUGUUGGGGGUUUUAUCAAGCACUGUUGGGCUUGUGUCGUUCAUUAAAAAACGAAUGGAUUCGAAAAAUAUUACGCCAGUGACUACCCGCCAACUGGUGAAGUCUGCCGAAAUGACGUUUCCGCCCACUCCAUCUCCGCUACUCCGCAUCAACACCUCCAUCAUGUACGAUUCCUAUCGCCCGCACCCUCUUCUCGCCCAGAUACCGCUGACGGUCUCCCCCUUCAUCAAUCUCCCCACCUCUGUCACAUUACCCUACACGUACAAAUCCGUAACUUCGAUCCUCCCACCCUCGGUCACGGUUGAUCCAAGUAAUCCUGAGGAGAAAGCGCGCUAUGUCGUUUCCUCCAGCGGAGAACAUGCAGCUCACCCCGAUGACAUCUUGGCCGCGUGUCACUCCCUCGAAACACACCUGAACAAGACCCGCAGUGAUGCCGACCAGGCGAUCAGGGCUUGGGAAGAGUCAAUCAAACAACGCGAGCUUGCUGAGAAGAGGCGUCUAGCUCCUGGAUGGCUGGAUCGCGAGGAAAAGUUGCUCCAACCGAGUCGAACUGCUGUCUCCCCACCCGGAGGUGUACCGCAGAGCCUUCUAGAUAGCUCUUCUCCCGAUCAGAGCUCUUCGCAGAUGCCAGCUAUUCAGCCGCACGAUGAGGGCGAGGAGCUUGAUAGGGCGUUUGGAGGGCUCGGUGUGAAAUGA